Messenger RNA from Rotaria sp. Silwood2, 795 nucleotides. NCBI's taxonomy places the organism in Eukaryota, Metazoa, Rotifera, Eurotatoria, Philodinida, Philodinidae. The record is from the annotation of a GenBank genome assembly.
AUGGUCGAUCGUCGUUUACUUUUUGUUUUCAUAGUUGUAGUACUGUUUGUUUCAGUAUUACAUGCUGAACGUGCUCGUUAUGAUAAUCUACAAGAUGAAGAACAAGAAAUAGAUUCCUUAAAUGAUAAUAAUUAUGAAGAAGAUCUUAUUGAAACAGUUAAACGUUUUUUGGGAAUGAAAAAAAAGACAACUACUCCAAAACCAAGCUCGGAUGCAAUUAUAGCUUUAUUUUCAGCAACUCCAUCGACUGGAACUACAUCAGCAACAAAAUCAUCAAUUUAUGAUGAUAAGUACGGCAGGAAAACAAGUAGCAGCACUACUUCUCGUUAUGGAAGAUACAGUAGCACAUCCCGAUAUGAUCGUACAACAAAAUCACCAGGUAAAGAUGCAUGUGGAUUCACCAGUCCAUGUGAACAUGGUGGUACAUGCAAAACAUUGUCAAGUGGACGAUACUAUUGCUUUUGUACACAAGAUUAUUAUGGAAAAAAUUGUGAACAUAAAUUUUCAAGUAGUGGUUCGAGUAAUGAUGAUCGAAGACGUAAAGAUCAUUGCGCGAGCUCUCCUUGUCGAAAUUCAGGUGAAUGUGUUGGAUUACGUACAACAUAUUAUUGUCGAUGUAAAACACCUUACUAUGGAACAAAUUGUGAUAAACGUAUUUCAAAACGUGAAGAAUUUGUGGAUGAAUCAAGCGCAUCUGAACAAGAUUUACAAGAAUAUAAACGAGAUUUACAAGAAGAUACAGAAGAUUUACGACGAGCCAUUGCUAAUGAAAAUAUGCUUGAAAAUAUUGAAUAG